UAGAAGAAUUUGAAAUCUUGCUGGGAUUCGGGAGUGCUGGUGUUGGACGGACGGGGGAGAGGAGGGGAGAUGCGCGGCUCUCCCUGACUUACCGGCAGGACUCAGAGAUUCGCCACUUUUCGGCUGGUUUGUUACCCAAACUGUUGUUUCUUCCCACUUUUCCUCGUCGGGGGUCACGCUAAACCCCUCAGCAUUAUUAAAGAAAACCCGAAGCGUUGCCCACGUGUAGCUGGUGGCUUGCUUCUUUUUUUUUUUUUUAAGGUAGUUUUUCAUCAAGAAACUGACAAAAAAAAACUCCCUCCCUUCACCCGGAGGCUUUUGAGGGUUGAAACUGAAAUGGAGCUACUUUUCUCCCAAACACUACAUGUUGUCUAAAGGGGAGCCAGGACGAAAACGUCGUGUUUGACCGGUUUCCAUACGGUUCCCCAACACUCGGCACCCACGAGGGAUGCUUCGACGAGCUUGAUGUGGAAAAGCAGAGUUGGAGCCUCCUCAGAGACUUCCUCGUGUCCAGCGGCUUAAUUGUUGACUUUUCUUUUUUUUUUUUUUUUCAAGUGGAUUCGUAGCAUACUUUUAUGAAUUAAAUUUUGCCACCGUUUGUACAGAAGCCAAAUGACACGUGUGUUUUGAAACACGGUUCCAAAUAUAUCCAGCCCUCAACCCGGAUUCUCGCUAGGAAGAGCCGGAGGGAGAUCGUCAGUGUCUCAAGAAACCUGAUUUUACUGUUUUACUGAACGUUCUCUGCUGCAGAAAUGUUGCUAUAGAUUGCUUUAUAACGGUUCAGCAAGAAGGGAGAUUUUCCAGCUUGCAGGACCUAGGAAACUGGAUACUUAAAGUCACUUAAAUGUUUUAACAGCAUUGGAAAAUGGGAGCUGCUACUAAGUUGGCGUUUGCUGUUUUUCUUAUCUCUUGUUCUUCAGGUGCCAUACUUGGCAGAUCAGAAACACAGGAGUGCAUCUACUACAACGCUAAUUGGGAAAAAGAUAAAACAAAUCGCAGUGGGAUUGAACCUUGUUACGGUGAUAAAGAUAAAAGGCGACACUGUUUUGCUACAUGGAAGAAUAUUUCUGGAUCAAUUGAAAUUGUGAAGCAAGGCUGCUGGCUAGAUGACAUCAAUUGUUAUGACAGGAAUGAUUGCAUAGAGAAGAAAGACAGCCCUGAAGUGUUUUUCUGCUGUUGUGAAGGCAACAUGUGCAACGAACGCUUCUUCUACUUUCCAGAAAUGGAGGUCACGCAACCAACUUCGAAUCCUGUCACACCCAAGCCACCUCUGUUCAACACCUUGCUUUAUUCGCUGGUGCCUAUCAUGGGAAUUGCAGUCAUUGUGCUCUUCUCCUUCUGGAUGUACAGACAUCACAAGCUGGCCUAUCCUCCAGUGCUCGUCCCGACCCAACACGCCUUUCAUAUAAUGAUUGAGGAUCCUGGGCCACCACCACCUUCCCCGUUGAUGGGUCUGAAGCCGUUGCAGUUGCUGGAGAUCAAAGCCCGGGGGAGAUUCGGGUGUGUGUGGAAAGCUCAGCUACUCAACGAGUACGUCGCCGUCAAAAUCUUCCCCAUUCAGGACAAGCAGUCGUGGCAGAACGAGUAUGAGAUCUACAGCUUACCCGGGAUGAAGCACGACAACAUCCUGCAGUUCAUCGGGGCGGAGAAACGGGGCACCAGCAUCGACGUCGAUCUCUGGUUGAUCACAGCAUUUCACGAAAAGGGUUCAUUAACAGACUUCCUGAAGGCUAACGUGGUUUCUUGGAACGAGCUGUGUCACAUUGCUCAGACCAUGGCUCGAGGCCUGGCCUAUCUCCACGAGGACAUUCCGGGCCUCAAAGAUGGGCAUAAACCUGCCAUCUCCCACAGGGACAUCAAAAGCAAGAACGUGCUGCUGAAAAAUAACCUGACAGCUUGUAUUGCUGAUUUUGGCCUGGCCUUAAAGUUUGAGGCUGGGAAGUCAGCAGGGGACACGCACGGACAGGUGGGUACCCGAAGGUACAUGGCUCCCGAGGUCCUAGAAGGUGCUAUCAACUUCCAAAGGGACGCCUUUCUGAGGAUAGACAUGUACGCCAUGGGCUUGGUCCUCUGGGAGCUGGCGUCGCGCUGCACGGCCGCCGACGGCCCGGUAGAUGAGUACAUGUUGCCAUUCGAAGAAGAAAUCGGGCAGCAUCCCUCCCUGGAGGACAUGCAGGAGGUUGUAGUUCACAAAAAGAAGAGACCCGUGUUAAGAGAGUGUUGGCAGAAACAUUCUGGGAUGGCGAUGCUGUGCGAGACCAUCGAGGAGUGCUGGGAUCACGACGCGGAGGCCAGGCUGUCGGCGGGUUGCGUGGAAGAGCGCAUCAUCCAGAUGCAAAAACUAACUAACAUUAUCACCACAGAGGACAUCGUGACUGUGGUCACCAUGGUGACAAACGUUGACUUUCCUCCCAAAGAAUCCAGUCUAUGAUAGUUGCACUGGUGACACAACUGCCCGCCGGGGACUCUCUGCACUGGAGCUGCUAACGCGGAGGCGCCGGGUCCGGUGGGGAAGGAGCAGGAAGUCUCUCUCCGGAAUUUCAUCGCCAGGUGAUUUUUCCUUCAUUUAUUAUUAUUUUUUUUUCUCCUUUCCCUCCUCCCCGAGAGGGAUCCGUCAGACUUUGUGCAUUCCCUGCUCACACCCCCAGGGUGGGGGGGGGGGGGGUGUCCCAGGAACGACACCGCGCCCCGAAAGGAACUGAAAAUGAAGAAUCCGGAGCCGCCCCGGCGUUAAUCGAAGCGUUUUAAAAACUGACAUCAGAUUUCUUAAAACCCCCCCCGUCGGAAGAGACUAAUUCCUUUAAAGGAACUACUGUUAUUUUUUUUAAAAUCAAACAUUUCAUUUCAGAUCGAAAACAAAAAAACAAACCACAGACAAACCAACAACAACAACAACAACAAAAAAAAGGGUAACUUGUUUUUAUUGCAUUUGCCGUUGUUUAUAAAAAUGACUCUUGUUAAUGCCAAUAUGACACAGCUUGUGAAUGUUGAGUGUGCUGCUCUUCGGUGUACAGAAACAAAAAGGAAAUAAUCCAGUGGGAUCUAGCAAAAAGAGGCUUCCAAGUAUUAACUUCAAACCUCCCUCAACAAGGUAUACCUCAGCUCCACCGCCGCCAAACCGCCCCCUCGACGACAACACUAAGGCAAUUGGAAUAAGAAACCCAGCCGUGUUUUGUAAAUGAUGUAUUUCAAAGUCACUGUGUUAUUUAAAAAAAGAAAAAAAAAGAAAGAAAAAAAAAAAAAAAAGGGUUAAGCUAUGCUUCAUGCCAACAGUAAAUGGCCAUUCCUAAAAGCAGUGUUUUUAGCCUUUUUCUUGUACUAGCUUGUUGUGUAUAAAAAAAAAAAAAAAAAAGAAGAAAGUGCUGUUUAUUGAAACAAAAAAUUUUUCCUUCCUCUUUGAGUUUAAAAGCUUUUUCUCUGACCUCCAUUUCCCAGAGUAUCCCAUCCCUUUAUUUAACUGAAUACUAUUUAGGUUUGCUGUGUCUGAGGAAUAUUUGAAAACUUAAGCAUGACUUUUUCUUUUUUUUUUUUAAAUUUUCUGUGAGCUCUGACACUGGAAAGCUCUGAAUUCUUGUUAGUUUUUUUUUUUUUUAAAAAACAAAAAGUCUUUUCUUUUCCUAUUUAUGUUUGUGCCCAGGUGUGCCUCGCGCCUGCUCUGUCCCACUAAGCAGUGGGUUCUGUGUCACUGUUUCAGGAUCACCUCAGGAAGCUCAGUUCUUUGUGUUUUUUACCCCAAAUUCUUUCCUUUCUGCUCCGAGAUUUCCCCCGGUGCCGUUUUAGCCGAGUCCUGAUUCGCGUCUGGGAGACGUUGGGUUAUCCCGGAAUCCUAUGGAAAUUUCUAGCCCCAGAUGCUAAAUCCUUACAGAUUUUCAGGGAUGCUUGAGUUCUGCUACAGCUCGGAAUAUGCCAUGACCAGCCCAAAUUCCAGAAAAUGAGGGAAAAGCAGUGAAAUGGCUUUCCCCACUCCGCUGCCUUAUCUGGGAGUGACAGAGCGGUUGGUUGGGGGGCAGGUGCCAAAGCGCUUCUCCCAGGUACCGUUUCGCCGCCUUCAUUGGAUCCUUUCCACAAAUUUCCAAGUAAAACUCCACUUGAUGACCCCGUAGAGCGCAGAACCCCCCGCUGAUGUGUCUCCUGCUCUGGCUUCUGGAGGUUUGUCUUUGGUUUUCCACCCCCUGCCUUCAACAAGAAGCUUUAAACUUUGCCAUUCGGAGCUCGCUGAGUGUUCCCUGGAUAAUGGAGCUGUAGAGGCAGGAGGGACCCUCGGUUCUACACCUGGAGGGAUCUCUGGGAUCAACCAGAGAGGAUGUGGGUAACAGGAGGAGGCUGUGGGCAGGGAGAGAGGAAGGCUCAGGUGGUGGUGGCUGGCUCCUGGUGCCCUCGGUGCCCAAGGAACCCUGCUCUGGAAAAAAACCCAAGAAAUCUUAAUUUUUGGCCAACUUCUUCUCUUGACACUUUGGUUUUGCUUCCAUUUUUUAAUCCCAGGCCAUGACUUCCCCAGCAGGACAGGGACGUAGCUCUGAGUUCUGAACAAAUGAGAUGGUUUCAUGACGUGUUACUCGUCCAAAAAUUGGUCGUGUGUGACCCGUGUGUCAUUGGGGUGUCACCCCUUGGACUUCAGGUUCUCCUGGUGACGUUGAGGGACUCUGGUGUCACCUGGACCCUUCACCCUGCAAAGGGCACCCGGGAGGGGGUGAUAACCCCCCCCACCUUCCAUAUCGUACUGCUUUAACAGUGUAAUUGAGCUGGUUUUAGCCUAAACGCUUUUUAAUUGGUAAAAAUACCCCCUCCCUGGAGCUGGUCUGGUCUCAACGCUUCUGGCCGGGCAUUUUGAGGUGUGUCUUUGUUUUUAGAGCAUUAAUUGUGGAGGUUGUGAGCGCUGUCCCAUGGUGUCCCAUGGUGGGGGUGUGAGCUCCACAGAGUCCCCUCCGAGGAACAUCCCAUCCCUUGCUCUGAACUUCAGCUGCCACAAGGCCCAGGACCGAGGCUUCUCCACCCCUCCAGAAGGUUUUUACUCCUUCCGUUGGGUUGGAGGGUGAGCCCUUUGUGCCCCACAUCCUUGGGGAGCAGGUGGAGUUGUUGGAGUAGCACCAUCAUCAGGGAUGGGACCCUGACACCCAACUCACCACUUCCUCCCUUCCCUCAGAUGUACAGAGCGGGUGUAACUUUCCAAAAAUCCCACUUUGGGUGGGGGAAUUGUACCCAUCAGCCAUCACACAGCUCCUGCUCCCAUCAGCAUUUGACAGAGGACAACAGCGUCACCAGUUUGCUCUUAUUUCUUUUUUUUUCAGCUUCUCCUUUUUUUUUUUUUAAACCCUUUUUGAAUCCAUUUCCUAGGAACACUUGGUACAAACCACAGGAAUAGCCCUCCCUGGGCAAACCCGUUGCCGUAGCAUCCUCCACGGGCCAUCUCUUACCUCAGAUACUCAACCAGCAGUACUUCUCUCUUUUUUUUUUUUUUUUUUUUUCCUUUUUCUCAUUUUUAUUUUUUUUUUAACGCCGUUUCAGUCCAUAGACUUCAUUCGUUACCUCUCCAGAUUUUUUGGUAAAGCGAUUAUUUUAACUUUUCCUCUUUGUAUUUUGUCAGUGUUUCGGGCACAGGUUGUUGUACUACUGUCAAAAGGUACUCGCUGGGGUUUUUUUUUCUGCAAGUACCGAAAACAAACCAACCCCUUCCCCUUCCCUCCCUCCCUUCCUCCCCCUCAAUAAAGUGAUUGUUAAAUAUUGUACAAAUAAAAAUGUAUACUCUCUCUCCCCUAUUCCCCCAGAAAGUUAAAAUAAAAAAUGUGACUACUA
This is a messenger RNA of Calidris pugnax (ruff), 5793 nucleotides long. RefSeq names its product activin A receptor type IIA (gene ACVR2A). The coding region runs from base 866 to 2431 and encodes 521 amino acids. The record is from RefSeq and is a predicted model, not a curated record. Lineage: Eukaryota; Metazoa; Chordata; Aves; Charadriiformes; Scolopacidae. The transcript is spliced from 12 exons. Gene Ontology annotation, biological process: activin receptor signaling pathway; cellular response to growth factor stimulus; protein phosphorylation. Gene Ontology annotation, cellular component: activin receptor complex; plasma membrane. Gene Ontology annotation, molecular function: activin receptor activity; ATP binding; activin binding.